UUUCUUUUGGUCUUACUUUUUUUUUUUUUUUUUUUUUUUUUUCUUGCUUUUGUGUGUCGCUUUUUUGCAUGUUUGCGUACUUUCGGCAGCAGCAUCCGCCGACCGCGGUCGAGCACUGCGUCGAGGCGAGCUUCACCAAUGCAGCGGAACGCCAGCUGGUCGUUGCGCGCGCCAAUCUGCUCGAAGUCUACCGCAUCGACGCCGCCACCGCCUCGGGAUCCGGAUGGAGAUCGGAGCUGUCGAGCGGAUCUGCACUCACUGCACAGACCGCGGGCGCCAUGCACCUUGGACGCGCCGCUGGCUACGGUGGCAAUGAUGGUGGUCGCUCCGACGACGCCGCGACUGAGAUCAACACGAGAUCUCUCCAUUCCGCCCCCGCGACGCCGCCAGCACUGCAGCACAAGCUCGAGCUGGUUGCCAGCUUCAACUUGUCUGGGAACGUCGAGAGCAUUGGCGUGGCUCGGCUGGCACACUGCAAGCGCGACUCGUUGCUGCUGGCCUUCAAGGAGGCCAAGGUCGCCGUCGUCGACUACGACCCGGCCACCCUCGAUCUCAAGACCAUCUCGCUGCACAUGUAUGAAGACAUUGAGAUGCGGGGCGGCCGCGAUGCCACCGCGCUUCAGGCCGUCUGGCCACCCGUCAUCCGCGUCGAUCCAAUGCGCCAGUGCGCAGCCUUCUUGGUCUAUGGCACAAAGCUCAUCAUUCUGCCAUUCCGUCAAGAGUCGCACCUCGAUGAAGACGACGAUGAAGACGACGAUUAUCAGAGCGCCCAGGCGCCCGCCGCCUCAGUGCCGCCCAGCGCACAAAUUGGAGCAAACCUGACAACUGCUUCUUCUGCUUCUUCUUCUUCUGCUGCUGCUGCUGCUGCUGCUGCUGCUGCUGCUGCUGCUGCUGCUGCUGCUACUACAACGUCCGCUCCAGCGGCGAGCAUUCGCAAGCGACAACGCCUGCGUCCCUCGUACGAGAUCAAGCUGACAGAGCUGCAACGCCACAUCCAUCACGUCAUUGACAUUGAGUUUCUGACGGGAUACUUUGAGCCGACGCUGGCCCUUCUGUUUGAACCCAACGCGCCCUCCUGGACUGGGCGCACUGUCCAGCGCAAGGAUACAUGCUCGAUGGUGGCUCUCUCCAUCAACACGUCGUCCCAUUCACAUCCAGUUGUCUGGUCGGUGGACAAACUACCAUUCAACUCGAUGCGCGUUAUGGCUGUGCCCCGCCCCGUCUGCGGCACAGUGAUUGUCACGCCAGAUGCAAUCUUGCACUUGAGCCAGUCCUCUCCAACAGUCGGAGUCUCCUUGAACGAACUCUCAUCCAUGUCGACAGAGCUGCGCCUGGGGAUACCAGAAAACAAGCACCCCGACGGCAGCAGCGUGGUUUACAACAUGCAGGAAGGACGGUGUUGCUUUUUGACACCGGAAACCCUUCUUGCCGUGACGGAGGGUGGAGAAAUGUUUGUGGCCACCCUGCUCACAGAGGGCCGCACGGUUGUGCGCAUUCGCAUCGAACCCGCCGGUGCGAGUGUCUUGCCUUGCUGCAUGACUUCGCUUUACAAUGGCCAAUACUGCUUCAUUGGGUCGCGUGCUAGCGAUUCAGUCUUGCUCCGUGUGAUGAACAAUGCCACAGCGGCCGCCGACAAGCGCCGCCUGGCCAGCGCAGCUCUGGAUGACUUUUCCGCAAACAAACGCAGUCGCUCGUCCGACACCAACGGCCACCACACUGCCGCUGGAGCCGCCGACGAUGACGAGGAUGACAGCGAACUCGAAAACUUGUACGGUUCUGCUUCGGGUGCAGCAAACGCGGCGAAAACCAAAGCCCACGAAAACGGAAACACUGCUUCCGCCGCCAAAGACGCAGUCGCGCCUCGCCCAGUUGUGCAAAUUGUCUCUCGAGACACGGCACUCGACGAGCUCGACCGCAUGCUUGUGCGACCCACUCAGGCCGAGCUGGCUCGCGAUCGAACAACCUUCCUUGCGCGGUACAUGCUGCAGGCUUGCGACACUCUGCUCAACAUGGGCCCGGUGGUCAGCAUGACUGCAGGGCUGCCAGAAGAUGUCUCUGCCGAAUUGUACGAGUCCGUUUCGGACGCCUCGCGCCAACGUCAGCGGGAGGACGCCGAGGAAUACCCGCUGCCCAAACAAUCAACAGCCGCGGGUGGCAAGCAAAAGCAGUUUGAUCCGCAAAACCCGCUCGAUCUUGUGUUUUGCGCCGGUCACGGCAACUUUGGCAACAUUGUGGUGACCCAUCGUGGCAUCCGUCCCGACAUUAUCUCUUCGUUCGAAGAGCUCACAGGAGGUCGCGGCUUGUGGAGCGUGUUCAGCACCGCCUUGGACCCGUCUCUCGCCGCCCUUUCAUCGCUCGACGGUGCAUCCCACUCGCUGUUGGUCGCUUCUCGCGACGACUCGACGCUGGUGUUCACCACCACUGGCGAAGAGCUUGAACAAAUCGCCGAAAGUGGGUUUUUCACAGCAGGUGCCACCAUUGCCAUUGGCAAUGUCUUUGCGGCGAACGGCAAAAUUCUCAUUGUUGACGUGUUCGCACAUGGCAUUCGUCUUGUUGACGGUGUCAACCUCCGCCAGGAGCUUUUGCUCGCCCAGUUGUCGUCCGUGUCUGAAAUUAUUCACGCAAGCAUUGCAGAAUCGAGCGUCCUGGCGUUGCAUGCGGAUGGAGCCGUUUCCUUUGUUCAAUUUACAGGCGAUACUCAAGAGCUUGUUGCGUCGACUGCGACUGUGGCUGCGGGUCAGCCAGUGGUCGCAGUCUCCCUCUACGCCGAUCGAUCGGGCUUGUUUGUUCCGGAGGCCGUGCUGCAACGACAGCAACAGCAACCCGGACCAAAGAACGCCAACAGGACGGUCGCUGUCGCCCAGAAGAACAAGCGAUCAACCGUGGCUGAUCAAGAUGACGACGCCGAGCUUGCGGCAUUGUAUGGCUCCUCGGUUCCAUCCGCACCGACAUCCACCACCCAACAAGCAGCCUCACGCGGCUCAUCCAACCAAACAUCCUCGGUUCCCAACCCGCCCAGCCCGUCGACUUUGCCUAGUUUACCUCAUGGACCAGCUGCAGCGACUAUGUGGUGUGCCAUCGCGCGUAGCAACGGCGCUCUCGAGAUUUACAGCCUACCCGACUUUUCUCUCGUGUUUGUGCACGGCGCUUUCAACUUUUAUCCGCCCAUUCUCUCUUCUGAACAUUCCGUUCCAGUCAACGCCGAAUGCAGCCCUGACGAUCCCAAAAUCACCGAUUUGCUUUUGCUCACCCUUGACGGACCCUCUGGCCAGCGUCCCCACCUGAUUGCGACACUAUCCACAGACGAUAUUCUCGUCUACCAGGCCUUCCACUAUGUGCGGUCGGCAUCAGAAAUGCCUCCAGAAGUGGAACGGGCUGAAGAACAAAUGCUCGCCGUCAUCUCCCCGCUUGCUGUGCGGUUUAAGCGAGUUGCGCUGCCAGUCGAAAUCCGCGAACCUGUUGGCCAACAAAGAAAGGCCCUGCAGCGGCAGCAGCAGUUGCAACAACAGCAACGUGCCGCCGAGCAAUUAAAUCCCAAGCCCAGCGGGGACGUCGCAUCCAUGAUGAUUGAUGGGCUUGGUGCCGAUGCGUCGAUGGAUCCUGCUGCCCAGCAACCACAGCAACAGCCACAAGAAGCGCAACAACAGCAACAGUCGGCGGGAAUGCCGCCGCGACAGGCCUUUGGACUGGGUCGUCUAGUUCCCUACACAGGAGUUCUUGGCGGGCAUCAGCUGUGCAGCGGAGUUUUCGUGUGCGGUCGACGCCCACUGUGGCUGCUCAUGUCGCCAACCAGAAAAGCCCUCCGAGCGCAUCUCAUGCUGACGGAUGGCAGUGUUAGUGCGUUUUCUGCAUUCAAUAACAACGCCUGCCCUGGUGGAUUUGUGUAUUUUACGACGCAGGGCACUCUGCGAUUCUGCCAACUGGCGCCGACGACAAACCACGACAAUCCGUGGCCUGUUCGACGCGUGCCAUUGCGCGCCACUGCUCAUUAUAUUGGCUACCAUGAGGUCUUCCGCACGUACGUUCUUGUGACAUCCCACCCCAAGCCGUAUUUCAAUUUGCCGCGAUUGACAAAUGACGAAACAUACACGCCAGUCCCGUACACGCCCAAGCCUCGGGCCAUCCCAGCAACGUUCGACACGUUCUCGUUGCAACUAAUUUCGCCAGUCACAUGGGAAUCCAUCCACUCUUUUGAUCUACCAGCGUUCGAGCGCGUCACCAGCGUGGAUAUCGCUGCCAUCACCAGUCAAGAGACAGUGACGGGUCUCAAGGAUUAUGUUGUGAUUGGCACCACCGUCAUUGAAGGCGAGGAUGUGACGUGUCAUGGCCGCAUUAUCGUGUUUGAAAUCAUUGACGUUGUUCCCGAGGUCAAUCGCCCUCAAACAAAUCGCAAACUCAAGUAUCUGAUGGAGCGAGAACAGAAGGGAGCCAUCACUGCCUUGAGUCAUGUCUGCGGUCACUUGGUGUCCUGCAUUGGUCAAAAGAUUAUAAUUUGGCAAUUUGCUAGCGAUGAUACAAUGGACGGCGUGGCCUUCAUUGAUACGCAAACGUUCGUUGUAUCUGUUUCGGCCAUCAAGAAUUUCAUUCUUGUGGGAGAUUUGAACAACAGCGUUUUUCUGUUGCGAUUCAAUGAAACGACCAAACACCUCGGUUUUAUCGCGCGAGACUUUGACCACAUGAGUGUUGCUUCCACUCAGUUUUUAGUGGAUGGCUCGUCGCUCGGUUUCUUGGCAACGGAUUCGCACCAGAAUCUUGUCGUUUUUGCGUACAACCCGCUCAAUCGUGAGAGUAACAACGGACAGCGGUUGCUUCGCCAGCUCGACUUUCACGUCGGCAGCCAUGUGCAGCAAGUCUUGCGAAUGGUACCCCGCUCUCUUCCAGUGUCGGUAGACCGCGGUGCAAGCGUGAAGCGGCACAUUGAUCUGCUGGCCACGCUUGAGGGAUCUCUCAAUGCUCUCGCACCCAUUGGCGAGACAACGUUCCGACGGCUCGAGUGGCUCCAGCGCCAACUUGUCGGCCUGCAGCAGCGGGCGGGUCUCAACCCGAUUGGCUAUCGAGCAUAUCGCUUUCCUCGCAAAAUGACCACAACUCGAGCCGGCAAUGUGAUUGAUGGCGAGUUGCUCAGCCGCUUCCUGUACCUCGGCUUGGCUGAACAACGCGAAUUGGCUCGCCAGCGCCGAAACACGCCCGAGGAUUUGAUUGACGAUAUUUUGUCUGUUCACUAUGUGGGAAACGUGCUUUAGCGAGUAUUGUAUUGGGACACCAAUGAUAAUAUGGCAAUUCAACGAAACUGUUGGACAAAACACG
This is a messenger RNA of Capsaspora owczarzaki ATCC 30864, 5307 nucleotides long. Its product is annotated as cleavage and polyadenylation specificity factor 1. Lineage: Eukaryota; Filasterea; Ministeriida; Capsasporidae. Gene Ontology annotation, cellular component: mRNA cleavage and polyadenylation specificity factor complex; nucleus. The transcript is spliced from 11 exons. Gene Ontology annotation, molecular function: protein binding; nucleic acid binding. The record is from RefSeq and is a predicted model, not a curated record. Bases 69 to 5243 code for a protein of 1724 amino acids.